CCAGUGACUGUGCGGACCCCCCUGUUUCAGUAAUGGUACGUUCCUAAGGGAAGCGAGGUGAAGCGUGAACGAGUGAAAGACUUCGUUUGGACAGAGUUCUUAGAUUAAAAUUUCAGCAGUACUGACCAGACAUUUUCACUCUAGCGGUGUGAACUUCAUUAGACCAAGUGUGAAGAUGUCCUGUGUUAAGGAGGAGUGUGAGGACGUCAGUGUCAUGGAGGUGUCUGGACUGAAGACAGAGGACAAAGAGAUAAAGGAGGACCUACCAACCUGUAAGCCUGUUACGUAGCAGGUACGCAUGUUGACAUCAAAGUAUGCAGAACCAUUAUUUCGAGACGUCGAAGAGGAAUGUAAAUCGGACACAAAGCCAUUUCCAGAAGAAUAUAGCGCACGAAUAUCGGACUUGAACGCUGAGCAGGAAACAAGCUUCAGUGCUGCUGAUGCCUCCCACCUGAAAGAGCACCAACAUCAGUUGGACAUCCAUGAAGGACAGAGACCUCAUCAGUGCUCUCAUUGCGAGUUGAGGUUCAAGUACAUGUCAACUUUAAUACGGCAUGAAAAGACUCACACUAGAAAAAAGUCUUCCACCUGCUGCGAAUGUGGGAAGAGCUUCUCCUCUGCAAGGUCUCUCAGGUUUCACAUGGACAUGCAUGCAGGAAAAGAACAUCAUCAGUGCUCGCAGUGUGGUUGUCGUUUCAGCAGUUCACCACAGUUAAGACAGCAUGAAAAGACUCACACACAGAAGCCUUUCACCUGUUCUGAGUGCGGAAAAGGGUUUUCAGAUUCAGGCUGCCUUAAAACCCACAUGAGGAUUCAUACUGGAGAAAAGCCUUUCACCUGCGCUCACUGUGGGACAGGGUUCACCACUUUAGGCGCUUUGAAAAGCCACCUAUAUCUUCAUACAGGAAUCAAACCUCAUAAGUGCCCCAUAUGUAGAAAGACAUUCACACAGCUCUCGUGGUUACAUGCACACCAAAGGAUUCAUAUUGGGAAAGAUGCUUUUACCUGUUCUCAUUGUGGAAAGACCUUCAGAAGAAAGAUCAGCUGUGAAAUCCACAUGAAGGUUCAUAACAGAGAGAAGCGUGCUACCUGCUCUGAGUGUGGAAAAGGUUUCACAAGAUCACGAUAUCUUAAAAUCCACAUCAUGACACAUACUGGGCAAAAGCCCUUUUCCUGCUCCGAGUGUGGAAAAGGCUUUUCUAACUCAAGAAACCUUAAAAACCACCUGACGAUUCAUACCGGAAAAAAGCCCUUUACCUGCUCCGAGUGCGGAAAAGGUUUCUCCUAUUCACGAACCCUCAAAAAACACAUGUUAAUUCAUACUGGAGAGAAGCCUUUCACCUGCACCCAUUGUGGAAGAGGUUUUUCAGUAUCCGGCAACCUUAAAGCCCACAUUAUGAUUCAUACCGGAGAAAAACCUUUUACCUGCUCAGAGUGCGGGAAAGGUUUUGCAAAAUCAUGCCACCUUAGAAGACACGUAAUGAUUCAUACUGGAGAAAAAAGAUUUAUCUGUUCCGAGUGCGGAAAAGGUUUUACCGAAUCAGGCAGCCUUAAAGUUCACAUGAUGUUGCACACUGGGGAAAAGCCCUUUACCUGCCUUUUGUGUGGAAAGGGGUUUUUGACGUCAUCCUGCAUGAAAACCCACUUGAUGAUUCACACUGGAGAAAAGCCUUUCACCUGCUCGGAGUGUGGAAAAGGUUUUUCAAAGUCAUGCCAUCUCAAAAGCCAUGCAGUGAUUCAUACUGGAGAAAGGCCAUUCACCUGCUCUGAGUGCGGAAAAAGUUUUGCAAGAUCCAGCAACCUCCAGUCCCACAUGAUGAUUCAUACCGGAGAAAAGCCUUUCGUGUGCACUCAGUGUGGGAAGGGUUUCUUUAGGCUGCAUGACCAUAAACGCCACAUGAUGAUUCAUACUGGAGAAAAGCCUUUCACCUGCUCCGAGUGCGGAAAAGGUUUUACAGAAUACGGCAACCUUAAAACUCACACAAUGAUCCAUACCGGUGAAAAGCCUUUCAGCUGCACUCAGUGCGGGUCCAGUUACACGACAGCAGCCGCUCUGAGAAAACACGUCUCCAAACAUGCAAGAACCAAAGCAGAAUCAGGGCUCUGAAAGUGGGGAGAGUUUCCUACAACUCACGCAGUUAAACGUUCACCAGGAGCUUCAUACCAGAAACCAAACUUGUACCUCUCCUUAAUGUGGGAGAAAGAAAGACUUUAAAACCCAUUAUGGAUCUUUUUAACUGCACAAGUCGUGGUUAAAGGUACACCGAGAGAUUCAUACUGGGAACAGAACUUGUAUGUCUUCUUAAUGUGGGAGAAAAAAAGACUCUAAACCCAGUAUAUGAUCCACACUGGGGAAGGCAAUUUACCUGCACUCGGUGUGGAAAUGUUUCUUCAAAAUUGUGCUGUUUUAAAUUCAAAUGAUGAUUCAUACUGGAGAAAAUGGCAUUCACCCUCUCUGAGUGCGGAAAUAGUUAUUAAACAAGCAAUUUUAAAACUCUCAUGAAGCAUAAUAAGGAAAUAAGCCUUCUACAUGCAGUUUAAGGCUUAUUUACAUCAGCUCACUGUAAACACCACAGGAUGAUUCAUACUGGAGAACAGCCUUUUACCUGUUCUCAGCGUGGAGGAUUAUUGUGUGACCAGCCAGUGACUUCUCAGCGUGUCAUUCUGAAAGGUGGAUAGGAAGGUGUAUUAACACUAAUAUCUUCUUAUAAAUGUACAAGUAAAAGACAAAAACAUUGGGAACAUGGUGUACAGCUAAAUCACAGUGUUUAAAGUAUAGUGUAUGUUUUCUCAAAAAGUGUGUUUCAUCAUUUAUCAUAAUGAACUAUGAACAUGAACUACACACACAUUAUCAAAGCCAUUUAUCCGUCUGGGUCACAGGGGGUGCUGUGUAUCCCAGCGCUCAUUGGACAGAAGGCAGGAAACACCCUGGACACCAGUCCAUCACUGUGCAAACACAUACAUCCACACUCACAGUCACACCUAGGGGCAAUUUACCGUGUCCAGUUGGCCUGACUGCAUGUAUUUUGGACUGUUGGGAGUAAAUCCAUGCACACAAAGAGAAAACAUGAAAACUCUGCACAGAAAGGACCCUGAUCACCUGGCCAAGCAAUCAAACCCAGGCCCUUCGUGCUGUGAGGCUGCAGUGCUACCCACUGUCCAAUUAUGGAGCUUUAAUGGAUUUUCAGUUGAUUUCAGCUCAGUUUACAGAGAGUAGGACUGUUCUCUUCCUGUCUCUCUGUUGAAAGAUGAUGAAUAAUUCCUGCCUUCUGCUGCUCUGAGGCUCUGCUCCUGAUUUUACUACAGCCACAGAUGAGGCCACUGAUGGGACGAUAUGGAGGCCAGAAUGUUCUGGAAUCACUGGGGCAGCCAGUAAACAUUCAGGACUGGACGAUACAGUAGUGAGGUUUGACUGUAAUGAGUAAUAAAAAUAUUAAAACAUUA
Molecule: messenger RNA, 3444 nt
Organism: Colossoma macropomum (tambaqui)
Lineage: Eukaryota; Metazoa; Chordata; Actinopteri; Characiformes; Serrasalmidae
Product: gastrula zinc finger protein XlCGF57.1-like
Exons: 5
Coding region: 299-2107 (602 amino acids)
Biological process (GO): regulation of DNA-templated transcription
Molecular function (GO): RNA polymerase II cis-regulatory region sequence-specific DNA binding; DNA-binding transcription factor activity, RNA polymerase II-specific
Source: RefSeq, a predicted model, not a curated record